UUAAAUUUCAUCGGUUGAAUGGUUAGUCAUGCAUGGACAAUUCCAAAGGCACAUAAGAAGAAGAGGAAGAGAAAGAGAUGGGCAUCUCCUGGUCCAGGAGAAUACGAAGAUGUAGACCUGAACUUAGUAAAAGUAGCCCCUCCUGAAUGGACUAUUAAAGGUAAAUACCCUUGGAAGGUUGAGUGCCUGGAUGGCCCUGGACCAGGAACCUACUCUGUGAGUAGCGAGCGACCAGGGACUGCAUACACGAUCCAAGGAAAAAGGAAGGAAUAUUAUAUAACUGAUGAACCAGGACCUGGCAGCUACUCUUUAAAUCAAACCUACGAUAACGUUGGUGGCUAUAUGGGAAAGAAGCUUAAAAAGAAGAAGGAGAAAGAGAAAUCUCCUGGACCAGCCGAAUACUUUCCACCUAUCUUUAAAUCUCAUGAUGGAUGGACAUUUGGAAUGAAGCCAUAUGAAAAGUACGAGAGGGAUGAUUCCCCAGGACCUGGUGCAUAUGAAAUUUAUAAGAGAAGCGUUAUUGCUUUGGGUAAAUUUGGAAAAGAGAAAAGAGGAAAAUUAUCCACAUCGUAUGAUUCUCCUGGACCAGGACACUAUUCUCCUAAGUUAAGCACUAGAGAUGGGUGGACUAUUCAAGGUAGAAGCAAACCAAAAUAUGAAAUAGAAGAUGGACCUGGACCUGGUGAUUAUUUCCCAUUCUAUGAUGAUGGAGGUCCAGCUUACUCAAUGGCUGGCAAAAGAAGAAAGAAGGACAAAAUUUAUGAUGAGCCAGGACCUCACACUUAUUUUCCUUCAAUACUUCCUACCAAGCCAAGACCUAGGAGCGCGAGGUUUACUUCUGGAAGGAGGGAUCUCACAGAUUAUGAUCAGCCUGGACCUGGACAAUACAGUAUUCCUUCAUUAUCAGGAGGUCCAUAUACAACUUUGAAAGGAAGACCAAGAACUGCUGAAAGAAGAAAUGACUAUCCUGGGCCUGGUGAGUAUAGAGAUAGGUAUAAACUGACAAAACCCCGAGCUGCAAGUGCUAGUAUUGGAAGAGCAAGGAGGAUGGGACCUCCUAUAAACGACACUCCUGGACCUGGAUUUUAUAAUUAUCGGGAUAAAAGAGACUAUAGAGGUACAGUUUUUGGAUCUUCAACUAGGCCAUGAACUGCAAAGACAGGAGAUGGUCCUGGGCCUGGCUCUUACAAUAUUAGAUCUACAUUUGGAGAUAAGCCAGGUAAAACAAUGGCUGGAAAGAGGAGAUACAAAUCAGUUGGAGAUGAUACACCUGGACCAGGAAUGUACAACCCUAAGCUUGAUGGAGGUAUAGCUUAUACCUGCCAAGGGAAGAAUAUCAUGGACUAUAAUCUGAGAGAGAGUUUUAAUAAACCAGGACCAGGGCAGUAUUUCCCAAGCUAUGAUCCAGUGAGACCGCACUACCCUGGAAAGACAAUGGGUGGAAAGAGAAAAGCUAAAUAUGAUGAUGAAAUUCCUGGACCUGGUGCUUAUAACCAAUACAUGUGGGAUAACAAGGGAAAUGGAUGGACAAUGGGAAUGAGGCCUCAUACUGCAGGACAAGAUCAAACUCCAGGCCCAGCUGCUUACUUCCCUCAUCUUAGAAGAGAUGCACCAGCUUAUACAAUGGGAGGCAAUCGUAACGAUCCCUUUGGUGAUGAAUAUCCAGGACCUGGAGAUUAUGAUUUAAGAGCAGACUGGAACAGAGGUAUUUUGAUGGGAAAAGACAAGAGACUUGAAAUCCCUGGAGGUCUGAGAAACCAAUUUCCAGGACCAGGAACUUACUAUUUACCAGAAUAUAAAGGAAAAGGAGUCUAUAUGGGAGAAAAAUUUUAUAAUAAAGACUUUUUCAUUACUCCUGGGCCAGGUUCUUAUGAGCAUAAUCAAGAAAAAGAAGGACCUCAUUAUUCAAUUGCUGGUAUGGGACUGAAAGGAAAGUAUGAAACAGUAGGGCCUGGACCAGCAGCCUAUGACAUUGUCAAAUCUUUUAAAGAAGUGUUUAAUUCGAAGCCAGGAAAAUCAUUUGGCAAGAAAACUGGAUAUAAAAGUAAAGGUUCUGAAGGCCCUGGUCCUGGAACUUAUUACCUCCCAAAAUCUAAAGGACAAGGUAUAACAAUGAAAGGAAGGUAUCCAGACCAUAUUAAUGACAAGUCACCAGGGCCGGCAGCUUAUAAUCAAAAAUGGCUGACAAUUCAGAACCUUAUAGAAGCCCAAAAAGCAGGCUCUGGAGGAACUAUGAGCAAAUCUAGAGAUUUCUAUCAUUUUGAUAAAAGCCCAGGCCCAGGAACUUACGAUUCCCCAUCUAAACUGACAAAUAUUGGGGUAAAAUUUGGAAAAGAAAUUAGAGGUAGCGAAAAGAAGUCGGAAAAUCCUGGCCCAGGAUAUUAUUAUAUACCUUGCACAGUAGCUGAUGUUCCAAAAUAUGUGUAUCCUAACCCAGAUCCUAGAUACAAAUGGGUUUAA
Molecule: messenger RNA, 2460 nt
Organism: Moneuplotes crassus
Lineage: Eukaryota; Ciliophora; Spirotrichea; Euplotida; Euplotidae
Source: the annotation of a GenBank genome assembly